GUUCUCCUCAUCACAAGCCAUCGGCCAAAACUCUUUGAGGCAAUAUGCCGAGCGCUUUCCAUCGUCUCACGUCUCCCCACCUCAUCCGAAAGAAACCACCGUCGGCGGCUAGAAAGAAGAAGAAGAAGAAGAGAACAGGUAUCCCCUUCUCCAAACCUCAACCAUUAGAACACCAAGUAGCCGAAGAAGAAGAAGAGGAGGGGAUGGGGGAAGAGCAGGUGUUCGGGUUUAAGCUGAAGCCCUCCGCCUCGUCCCGUCUCCACGCCAUCCAACCUCUCGGCAACCUCCUCCUCCUCGGCGACGCCUCCGCCUCCGCCUCCGUCAACGCCCGCGACCAUGGCCUCGGCAUUCUUCGCGCCCUGCCUGACGACCUCCUCCUCGACGUCCUUGCCCUCCUCCCUGCCCGCGACCUCGCCGCCCUCUCCGCUGCCAGCCGCUCCCUCUACGUCUUCGCUACCCACGACACCCUCUGGCGCGCCCUCGUCCUUGACCACUUGCACGGCAACUUCUCGUUCCGUGGCUCUUGGAGGUCCACCUUCCUCUCUGCCGUUAGCUCCCAUCCUCCUCCUUCCUCUUCGGCUCUCGUGAUCAGGAAUUUCUACUCGGACUACCUCUUCCAGAGCUGGCUCUGCGCCAAUAUCGAGAUGAAGCCUGAGUGGCUCGAGAUCGACAACAUCGAGAGGCGGCGCGGGAUCUCCGUGGAGGAGUUCAUCAGCCGCUACGAGGAGCCUAAUAAGCCGGUCUUGCUGGAAGGAUGCCUCGACGAGUGGCCGGCGAUGAAGGGGUGGAGCCGGGAACGCCUGGUUCGGAUCUGCGGCGGCGUCAAGUUCGCUGUGGGUCCUGUGGAGAUGACCCUGGAGCGGUACUUCCAGUAUGCGGACGCCACGAAGGAGGAGCGACCGCUUUACCUCUUCGAUCCCAUGUUCGCUGAGAAGGUUUCCGAGCUUGGGUCCGAGUAUGAGGUCCCCAAUUACUUCAGGGAGGAUCUGUUUGCCGUAAUGGGGAAGGAGCGGCCGGACUACCGGUGGAUAAUACUUGGGCCCGCGGGCUCAGGAUCGUCGUUCCAUGUGGAUCCGAACUCCACUUCCGCGUGGAACGCGGUGAUCAAGGGUUCCAAGAAGUGGGUCAUGUUUCCUCCGGAGGUCGUACCCCCCGGAGUGCAUCCGAGCCCGGACGGAGCUGAGGUUGCCUGUCCGGUGUCCAUCAUGGAGUGGUUCAUGAACUUCUAUGUGGCUUGUAGAAAAUGGAAGAAGAGGCCGGUCGAGUGCGUGUGCAGAGCCGGGGAGGUAGUAUUUGUGCCUAAUGGAUGGUGGCAUCUGGUGGUCAAUCUUGAGGACUCCAUUGCCAUUACACAGAACUAUGUGAGCCGAAGAAAUCUGUUCAAUGUUCUGGAUUUUCUUGGCAAGCCCAAUGCCAGUGAGCUUGUCUCUGGAACCAAAGAUAGGGUGAAUCUGUACGAGAAGUUUCGAAGUGCUCUUGAUGCUUCCUAUCCCGGAAUGAUCGAUGAGGUCACAGCAAAAGCCGAAGAGAAGAUGGCUCAGAAGAAAAAACCAUCAUUCUGGGAGACUGUUACUGAUACUAAGGUUGGAGGAUUCAAGUUCUCCUUCUAACCCAUUCAGAUUAAAGAUUAGCAAGAAGAGAACUCCAGAGAACUCAGUUCAUUUCUCUACAUUUAUCCACUUCUUUUUCCCUUUUGUAUGAACCGUCUGAUUGACAACCAUGAGGAGUUUUGUGUUCCUUGUAAUGCCAUUUAUUUCCUAAAUAUAACUCAGUUUUGUACUUGAGAUUUCAUAUAUGUGCUUCACUUUA
Molecule: messenger RNA, 1809 nt
Organism: Musa acuminata AAA Group (dessert banana)
Lineage: Eukaryota; Viridiplantae; Streptophyta; Magnoliopsida; Zingiberales; Musaceae
Product: arginine-specific demethylase JMJ22
Exons: 2
Coding region: 45-1610 (521 amino acids)
Cellular component (GO): nucleus
Molecular function (GO): protein binding; cis-regulatory region sequence-specific DNA binding
Source: RefSeq, a predicted model, not a curated record